This is a messenger RNA of Camelus dromedarius (Arabian camel), 2144 nucleotides long. It is a transcript of the gene CHODL, whose product is annotated as chondrolectin. The coding region runs from base 1 to 822 and encodes 273 amino acids. Gene Ontology annotation, biological process: positive regulation of axonogenesis. Gene Ontology annotation, cellular component: cytoplasm. The record is from RefSeq and is a predicted model, not a curated record. Lineage: Eukaryota; Metazoa; Chordata; Mammalia; Artiodactyla; Camelidae. The transcript is spliced from 6 exons.
AUGAGCCGCGUGGUCUCCCUGCUGCUGGGCGCCGCGCUGCUCUGCGGCCACGGAGCCUUCUGCCGCCGGGUGGUCAGCGGCCAAAAGGUAUGUUUUGCUGAUUACAAGCACCCAUGCUACAAGAUGGCCUACUUCCACGAGCUGUCCAGCCGGGUGAGCUUUCAGGAGGCGCGCCUGGCCUGUGAGAGUGAGGGGGGAGCCCUGCUCAGCCUCGAGAAUGAAGCAGAACAGAAGUUAAUUGAAAGCAUGCUGCAAAACCUGACAAAGCCAGGAACGGGGAUUUCGGAUGGCGAUUUCUGGAUAGGGCUCUGGAGGAAUGGAGAGGGGCACACAUCUGGUCCCUGCCCAGAUCUCUACCGGUGGUCCGACGGAAGCAGUUCCCAGUACCGAAACUGGUACACUGAUGAACCUUCCUGUGGAAGUGAAAAGUGCGUGGUGAUGUAUCAUCAACCAACGGCCAAUCCUGGCCUUGGGGGUCCCUACCUGUACCAGUGGAAUGACGACAGGUGCAACAUGAAGCACAACUACAUCUGCAAGUAUGAACCAGAGAUUAAUCCAACACCUCCUGUGGAAAAGACUUAUUUCACAAAUCAACCGGGAGACACUCAUCAAAAUGUGGUUGUUACUGAGGCAGGAAUAAUUCCCAAUCUAAUCUAUGUUGUUAUACCCACCAUCCCACUGCUCUUACUGAUACUGGUUGCUUUUGGAACCUGCUGUUUCCAGAUGCUACAUAAAAGUAAAGGAAGAACAAAAACUAGCCCAAACCAGUCCACACUGUGGAUUUCAAAAAGCACCAGAAAAGAAAGUGGCAUGGAAGUGUAAUAAUUCAGUGGCUUGGCUCCAGAAGGAGUUUUGCAAUUCUGGAUCUGUGUAAGGAAUGGCAUCAGAACCUAAGCUUGGAAUGGCUUUGAAAUCUCAAAGGAUCUGCAAGAUGAACUGUAAGCUCCCCCUUGAGGCAGAUAUUAAAAUAAUUUUAUAUGGUUACUUUUUCAUUUACAAACUACGCUAUGCUAAUAAUGGAGUGAGACAUGCUUAUUUUGCUAAAGGAAGCACCCAAACUUCAAGUAAAUGGGAUAGACCAUGCAGAUAAAAUUGCUGUCAACACGUCACAGAAGUAUGUGCAUUGGAAGCAGUUAUUUUUGUCUCUUUCACCGUUCAUAAGUUGUAAUCUAGUUAAUGUAAUGUAAAUCGCAUUGCAAUUUACAGUGUGCAAAAGUAUUUUUCCUUUACAUACGUGUUUGAUAAAAGUGGACUGUUCUAAUAUUUAUUUUUACGGUGUUUCAUUUUUCAGUACAUGCUGUUUUGACUAAAGAAAUUUAUCACUGUUGUCAAGUGACUUCACACACACAUAAAUACAUUACCAUAGGAAAAAAUGUCUUUUCUAGAAAUGGCUCAUCCUCUUUUACUUUCUCUGCUUUGGGUCAGACUGUGUGUAGAAAAUGUCUUCAGAAGUAAGAAGUUAUUUCAUGAACUGUGGUAUCAGUCUACUCAAAUAUUUUACUUAGAGGCAAGGAUUGUCUGAUUUCGAUUGUGCAAGAUGUGUGCCUUACAAUUAUUUUUAAUUUAAAAUUCAACAGAUUUUGUAAGAACUUUGUUAAUAGUUAUAUAAACAAAAAUAUACUCAAUUUCGAACAAAAAAAGUGGCAUACACAAUAUAAAUCAUCUGUCUUCACAUGUUGCCUAUUAUAACCACAAGUAGCUCUAUGAGGGUUCUGGAAUUGAUGUGGUCCCUCCCUUGCCCACAAAGCAAAGAUGGUGGUUUGGGUCUGGGAUUACCCCGGAGGUGGAUUCGCUGCAGAGUUUGCCUAAGGCUUUUCCUACCUGGUUAGCCUCUAUCAGCAUAUAAAGGGGCUUUACAGUUGGGACUAGGUGAAUGGUCACCGCUGCUGUGGACUUAAGGCCCAGCACACUGACAUUUCCAGGAGGAAAGAAACUAUGAACUAGUAUGAAAAUGGGUUGCAAGACAUCAAUGUCAUGUGUUCGUUGUCGAGGGUGUGGCGAGGACAGUAAUCUGGGGCGCCUCUGUCCUAAUCUUCUAGUUUCUUCAAUGCUUGUGGCUCCUUCUUCUCAAGAGAGCUGUACCUAUCUGGUCGUCAAAUGUCUCUGUGCUCCUUUUAAUCAAAUAAAAAGUUCGUGUUCCUGAA